CUCUCUCUCUCUCUCAUAUGAUGUAAUCUCCAUCCCUAUAUAUGCGCACAAAUCAGAUUUCAUCCACUCCGCGGCCGCUCAAUUGUCGCUUCUUCGCUCAAUUCUCUCGUUCUCUGCCAUUGAAUUGAAAAUAUCUCAUCCCAGUCCUCGCUUAUAAAAUUUCCCGGAAAGUUCAAGAAGGGAAAAGAAAAGGAAAACCAAGCACUACCACCGCAUUUACAGCAAGAUCUGCGCCGAUUCCACUCUCUUGUAUCAGCUAAGAUGGGUUCGAGUGAUGGGAAGAUUCAUCCAGCGACUUGUAAUGGGAACAUUAAGGAAACCCCCUUUAAGAUCUUUGUGGGUUAUGAUCCGCGUGAAGAUCUCGCAUAUGAGGUCUGUCGCCACUCAAUUUCGAAGCGGUCUUCAAUCCCUGUUGAGAUCAUACCAAUCAAACAAUCAGAGCUGCGAAAGGAGGGCCUCUAUUGGCGUGAACGAGGGCAAUUUGAAAGCACCGAGUUCUCUUUUUCCCGGUUCUUGACGCCACAUUUGGCGAGUUACGAAGGCUGGGCAAUGUUUGUGGAUUGUGAUUUUCUUUACCUUGCUGACAUUAAGGAGCUUCGAGACUUGAUUGACGAUAAGUAUGCUGUAAUGUGUGUUCAACAUGAUUAUACCCCGAAGGAGACAACAAAAAUGGAUGGAGCAGUGCAAACCGUGUAUCCGAGAAACUGGUCUUCCAUGGUGUUGUAUAACUGUGGGCAUCCCAAGAACAAGGUCUUGACACCCGAGGUUGUGAAUAAGGAAACGGGUGCUUUUCUUCAUAGGUUUCAGUGGCUCGAGGACAAUGAAAUCGGGUCGAUCCCAUUUGUAUGGAAUUUUCUUGAGGGACAUAACAAGGUUGUCGAAAAUGAUCCCCAAACACAACCCAAGGCUGUACACUACACUCGUGGAGGACCGUGGUUUGAGGCUUGGAAGCAUUGCGAGUUUGCCGACCUGUGGUUGAACGAGAAGGAGGAUUACGUGAAGGAAUCAACGAAGAAAACAGAGACUUAGGAAGAAUCGGUAGCUGUCGACUGGCGUACUCUAUUUGAAGUUUGAGAUUCGUUAUUAAAGUUCAUUUUUAUCCUGCUCUCCUCUAUUCUUUAUGUGAAAUGUGUUGAAUGAAUCCUAGAAGAAGUUAAGAUGAAUUUACUAUUUGUUGUAGCAAUUAGAAAUUCCUUCUACAAAUUGACCUUUGUUCAAAGGAUCACAUUGUUGGAUAAUUUGCAGUUUUCAUUGUAUUAUUUUAAAUCAUUUCCUUCCAAAAGCUUGUACUUUAUGUUUGUUUACCCAGAAAAUCAAGGAGUUCGCAUACCUUGAUGUUGAGGCACUUUGAGAACA
This is a messenger RNA of Malus domestica (apple), 1356 nucleotides long. Its product is annotated as protein CDI-like. NCBI's taxonomy places the organism in Eukaryota, Viridiplantae, Streptophyta, Magnoliopsida, Rosales, Rosaceae. The record is from RefSeq and is a predicted model, not a curated record.